AUGGCGGACCAUUUGUCUCCGCCAUGGUCGCACGUGUGUCACGUCCUCCAAUCACUCGAGCAGCGUCGCGCGAACUGCGUCGUCACCGUCGACGACGACAGCGGUGCGACGCUAACCGGGUCGCAAUUGGUCGCAGACGUCGCAUGCCUGGCCAGAGGGCUGGAGACUUUCUGCGGCGUCGCUCCGGGGGAGCGCGUGUGCAUCGCAGCGCUCAAUAGCUCGGCGUACGUGCAGUGGCUACUCGCGGUGCCGGCCGUCGGCGCCAUUCUCGCGCCUCUCAACCACCGAUGGUGUCACCCCCUCUCAGUGUCACUCCCUCUCAGUGUCACUCCCUCUCAUUGUCACUCCCUCUCAGUGUCACUCCCUCUCAGUGUCACUCCCUCUCAGUGUCACUUCCUCCCUCCGCUCGACUCGCACCACUCCCCCCUGCCGCUUGCAUUACACAACACUGACACGUACUCACGAGUAUGUGUCAUAUCUCACCUUUCUUCUAUGCAACCCCCUUCGAUCUCCCCCUUUCCUGCUUCCCGCAACGACCCCACAGAGCGUGGGAGAGGCAGCAGCAGCGGUGCAGCAGGUGGGGUUGGCGGUCCUGGUGGUGGAUGCACACGCGCUGCCCUGGUGGGCCCACCUCAUGCCACCACUUUCUCAUCACCCCCUUUCCCCUUCCCCACCUCCCCCUCUCAUCCCCUUCCCUCGUUUUUCAAACCACGUGAGCAGAGCAUAGGAGAGGCGGCAGCAGCGGUGCAGCAGGUGGGGGCGACUGUCUUGGCGGUGGAUGCACACAUGCUGCCCUGGUGGGCCCACCUAAAGCCGCUCUGCCCCUCGCUGCGACUGGGGGUCCUCAUCUCGGACCAACCCAUUCCCUCCUCCGCCUCAUCUCCUUGUGAGUUGAGGAGAGUUCAUCUCAUGGCUGCUUGCUUGCUUGCCGCCUCUGCCUCCUCUCCCUCCUCUCCCUUCCCUAUCUCCUCUCCCUCCUCUGCCCCCUCUGCCCCCUCCUUACCUGGGCUUUCCUGGGCUUUCCUGGGUUUCGCGGCUGCUCUCUCCCACACGGCGCUCAUCUCGCAGUCCCUUGCCAAGCUGGCGUGUGCAGGGUACUGCCAUGACGAUACCUUCCUGCACGUGGCCCCUCUCUGCCACAUAGGAAGCAUCUCAUCCCUCCUCGCCAUGCUCCCUCUUCCACCCCACUACUUACCCCGUGUUCUCCCUCCCUCCUCCCCCCUUCCCCAGGCCUUCCUGCACGUGGCCCCUCUGUGUCACAUAGGAGGCAUCUCCUCUCUCCUCGCCAUGCUCACAGCAUGUGCUCGCAACGUCCUCGUGCCGCGCUUCCUACCCUCCCACCUCCCCCAUCUGUUCUCCCGCCAUCGCAUCACCGCCCUUAUUGCCGUCCCUGCCAUGCUCACUGAUCUAGUGAGUGCAUGCAGUGGCGAGCGCCAAGGGGAAUCAACAUGUGCUCGCAAUGUCCUCGUGCCGCACUUCCUCCCCGCCCACCUGCCCCGCCUCCUCUCCUUCCAUCGCAUCACCGCCCUUAUAGCUGUCCCUGCCUCCUCUCCUUUUUCCUCUUCCCCAAGGGAGGAGAGCAUGCGCGCAGCCCAGAUCCCUGUAUCGCACUUCGUUCCCACUCGUGCGAACGCUGCUGGUGGGGGGAGGCGCAUUGAGCCCAUCGCUGCAGCGGCACACAGAGGCACUCUUCCCAUGCGCGCGCCUCAUGCUCGCUUAUGCCAGCCUUCAGCUCACAAGUCUUGUCCUGUAGUGGGGGAGGUGCUAACCCGCGGCCCGCACGUUAUGAGCGGCUACUGGGGUAGACCAGAUGAAACCGCCGCAGUGCUCUCCCCAGACGGCUGGCUGCGCACGGGAGACAUGGGCUGGAUCGACUUUUCCGGGCAGAUUUGGCUGCUGGGCAGGCGAAAAGAAAUGAUCAAGUCGGGCGGGGAAAAUGUUUUCUGCGCCGAGGUGGAGGAGGCAGUGAGAGCACACCCGGGAGUGGUAGGCGCAGCAGCGGCAGGGGUCCCGGAUGAGCGCAUGGGGGAGGCGGUUGCUGUGCUGCUGGUGCUGAAACCGGGAUGGGUGUGGUCGGGAAUCAGCAGUAAUGACAGUGGUGGUGGUGAUGCUGGCGGUGCUGGCGGUGCUAGCGAUGUCGGCAGGUUUGGUAGUGGUGGUGGCAGUGCAGCAAGGGCAGCUGCUGCUAAGAACGUGUCGUUGAGUGACUUGCAUGCUGCCUGCCAGCAGCACGGCCUUUCCAGCCCGAGACAGCACAACCAGAGACAGCAGCAACAGCAGCGGAGGUUGGUGGGCGUGUUCACAGUGCGGUCGAGUGCGGUUGAGAACGCGGCAGCUGAGACCAAUGUGACCGACGAAGGGAAGCAGCUGCAGCAGCGCAAGGCGGAGUGGGCGCGGGUGCGGGGGGUGGCGGAGAGGGGCGCGGUGGUGCGCGGACGAGUGGUCUCCGCCAACGCGGGGGGCCUCAUGGUGCGCCUGGGCCCGCUGCAGGCCUUCCUGCCGCUCUCCCAGCUCGACCCCUCACGCCUAAGAGGCACGGCAGCGGUAGCAGAUGUAACCCGAAGCCUUGUGGGCAACAUGGUGGUGGUGAGAAUCCUCGAGUUGGACGAGGCGAGAACGCGUCUGGUGGUGUCGGAGAAGCGGGCAGCAGCAGCCAAGGGGCUGCCGCGCGUGCAGCAGGGGCGCGUGUAUCCGGGCGUUGUCUCCUCGCUCACAGACUUCGGCGCCUUCGUGGACCUCUUCCAACCGGAGGGAGACAAAGAGGAGGGAGUCAGGGAGGGCGAGAAGGACGGGGAGAAGGAGGGCGCAUUUUUGGCGACGGGGCUGGUGCACGUGUCAGAGCUUUCUUGGGACCCCGUUCGCUUGCCCGGUGAUGUCGUUGCUGUGGGGGAUGCAGUCAACGCCUUGGUGCUGCAGGUGGACCGGGAGAGGGAGCGAGUGGGGCUGUCGCUGAAGCAGGUGCAGGCAGACCCGCUCCUCGAGACGCUAGACCGCUUGCUGCCCUUCCAACCCGCACCAGAUGCCACCUCCCCUUCUGCCUCCGCCCUUGAGAUGUCCUCUGCUGCUCCUUCCUCUCCCCUCCCCGGUGCCGCCUCACCCCCUGCCCUACCUGGCCUGCUAGCUCUCUGCAACCAGCUCCAGCAGCAACCAGGGAUCGUGUCAGUGACGUUGGGCAGGCAGGCAGUGGAGCGACGGGUGGUGUCUCAGGACCUGGAGCUCUGGCUGUCCAAUGCGCCAGCAGCAGAGGGGCAGUUUGCAUUGCUGGCACGAGCAGGCCGAUUGGUGCAAGAGGUUCAAGUUGUUGCCACUUUGGAUCGGGAACAGAUGAAGGAAGUCCUGAAGCAGAUCUCUUAG
Closterium sp. Naga37s-1 is the source of this 3354-nucleotide messenger RNA. Lineage: Eukaryota; Viridiplantae; Streptophyta; Zygnematophyceae; Desmidiales; Closteriaceae. The record is from the annotation of a GenBank genome assembly.